Rhizoctonia solani is the source of this 975-nucleotide messenger RNA. RefSeq names its product ribosomal protein L4/L1 family. The record is from RefSeq and is a predicted model, not a curated record. Gene Ontology annotation, molecular function: structural constituent of ribosome. The transcript has 3 exons. NCBI's taxonomy places the organism in Eukaryota, Fungi, Basidiomycota, Agaricomycetes, Cantharellales, Ceratobasidiaceae. Bases 1 to 975 code for a protein of 324 amino acids. Gene Ontology annotation, cellular component: ribosome. Gene Ontology annotation, biological process: translation.
AUGCUCAGGCAAAUCCAGGCCUCCUGUAGGGGACUGUUCCGACACAACGUUGUACCGCAAUAUACCGCUGUGAGGUACUCCUCUUCGUCCCCGAUUCCCAAUGAGGAUCUUGUACUGGGCGAUCAACAGGAUAUUACUGAUCCUGUAAUGGAAUGGAUUCAAUCGGAAGGGAAUGUUGGGCCCCUGGACAUUGACAGUAUCGUCGAUGUACCUCUACAAGCUCUCCCCAUCGAGAAGAAACCUAUAUACCUCACCAUGUCUAGUCUUCUUGGUCGCUCGAAGUCGGAGCCCAGAUCAUCAACCUUCGCUAUCCCCCUUUCCCAUGAUGUAUUCGGCCAGAAUCUCCGUCGAGAUAUCCUGCAUGCCUGCGUCGUCUAUCAUCUGGAUGGUCUCCGCCAGGGUACAGCGAGCACCAAGACCCGAGCCGAAGUAAGUGGAUCGAACAGGAAAAUUCGCCCUCAAAAGGGGACUGGUCGGGCUCGAUUGGGCGACAUUCGUUCUCCAUCCAUUCGUGGAGGAGGAACCGCAUUUGGUCCCAAACCGCGAGACUUUAAAACACUCCUCCCACGCAAAGUUCGCGAGCUCGGUAUGCGUAUUGCUUUGAGCGCAAAACUACGAGACGGGCAGCUGGGUGCUGUUUCCACUCUCGAAUGGCCUACGCCCAAGACCAAGAGCCUGCGAAUUCGGGUCGAAGAGCUGGGAUGGACAGAUCGCACUCUAUUUGUUACGGGAAAGAGUGAGAUUCCGGAGGCACUCAAUUUAGCCAGCAGGAACAUUCCAACACUCUUAUGCGAGACGGCCUCCAACGCCACAGUGUAUGAUGUCCUACGGUGGAAGCGAGUUAUUCUUGAUAUUGAAGCCAUCGAGUGGUUCGAGCGGGAGCUUGGUCCCCAACAAAAACACGAGUUGAUCGUACCACUAGAAUCUAGGGAUAGUGCAUUAAACUCGCCAACUAGUGAGGCCCCUGCGUCGUAG